Glarea lozoyensis ATCC 20868 is the source of this 6453-nucleotide messenger RNA. RefSeq lists its product as uncharacterized. The record is from RefSeq and is a predicted model, not a curated record. Lineage: Eukaryota; Fungi; Ascomycota; Leotiomycetes; Helotiales; Helotiaceae. The coding region runs from base 1 to 6453 and encodes 2150 amino acids. The transcript is spliced from 4 exons.
AUGCGGUUCACGAAUCAUGGGAAAUCAAAACAAUAUGCAAGAGCAAACACUCUUGGACUGUCGCAACAUGAAGUCGAGUCCAGCUCUACGAUAACCCCGCUUCUUGCUCGAGUUUCCAACGAUAAGGUCCACGCGACCGAAGUAAACAAGACCGGGGCGCUCCUACUUGCAGCAAAAUCAACAUACCAGUCCGCAUUCCACAUUCCACAAUACCCUAAUUCCACCACAAUUAUGCCUUCAACCGAGAGAAAUAGCUCGCGGGAUAGCGAAAGAUAUCUAAAACACCAUCAUUCUGCAUCGUUGGACACCAGUCGAGCCAUUGUUCCUAUGUGGGAUAGCUCUGACCCUGAACGAGCACCUCCUCCUCUUCCUAUGAACCCUUCUUCGCCAAGCUUAGCUUCACGACCGAAUACCUCUACUGCAAUCAAGAACGCUCAUGCAGCCCUCACCGAAAAGGCACGGGAAAGCGCUUAUAUUACAAAUCCUCCACCCAAACGUCUCGAGGGAUCUCCAGAACGCUCUCUGAUUAGGGGAGCGGCGCAUAAACGUAUGCAAUCAUUACACGCUGGCACUAAUGUUAGAGAUCUGAGCAGUUUCCUAGAGGGAGGAUCGACGUAUGGAUCAUCCCCCAUAUCACCAGAAAAGCACACACGACCCUCGACACCACUCGGAACUAAGGAUUAUUUCACAGAAGGACCGCUGUCGCUAGAGAGAUCACCAGAAAAGUCGCCGGAGAAGUCGCCAGAGAAGGAGAGUGGUAGAUCAACGACGCCAACGCCAGGUCGAGAGACACCGACUAGAGAGAACCUCGCGGUUCGUCCGUCGUUGCGGAGGCCUCCUCAAAGUAUAUUAGGCGAGAACACUCCACCUCAAUCCGCGACUAUGCUUGCCCUACAGAGUAUGGCUAGCAAGGACGCAGAUUCGGUUCUCACAAACGUUACGAAUGGAUCUACGGCGCUGGUUCGCACUCCACAAACUUUUGACGCGAUCUCGAAUCAGAUUCUUAGCCUCACCAGUAUCGCCACAAGCUUGCAAAGGGAAAUGGCUCAGCUCAGUCGGCGCAGCAAAGAUAACGCGACUGACUUGGUUAGUUUGAAAGAAGCUACCAACGCCAGGGAUGAAGAUAUCCGAAAAAGUCUCCGUGAACUUGUCAGCAAUCUCUCAGAAUCAGGCUCAAGGACUUCUGGUUUGAUGUAUCCAAAUGGGGGUCUGUAUUUAGACUCUAAAGCAUAUAACUCACCAGGUUCCAAAUACAUCAAACCGAUAUCUUUGCCACGGAUUCCAAGCCCCAACAGCUUUGCGGCGUCCUUGGAUCGGGAAUCCAUCGCUAGUCCUUGCCCAUUCGGACCAGAUGGAGCUGCAAGUAUUGCCCUCUUAGAAAAGAUACUCCGCGAGAUGGGAACCAAAGACGGUCAAGAUAAUCUAGUAUCCAGGUUGACUGAGGUCGGAGAUAGAAUGUCAAAAGACGGCAUGUUGACAGCGAAAAAGCUUGACGAGGUUCUACAGUUUGUAAAGCGCAAAACGCCCCAGGCAGUGAUCCAACAGAAUUUGGGAGUAACUGGAGGGGUUAGACCGCGGAAUUUUAGCUUUGAUGAACCGCCUACCUUAGAGCUAGACUUCGAUCAACCACGGUCUGGACCAAUGACAUCUAGAGUGGAAGCACUUCUCUCACAGAGUGGAAACAAGGAGAAUCUACGAGGACCGAACACACAACGAGCUUCUGAUAUCGUCAACGAGGAUCUCAUGAAAGUCAUUCGAACAAUUAAAGAUAGCAUUGCUCAGGGAGGUGGUCUUACCGCAGAAGUAAAAGCCCUGGUUCGUGAGCUCCGAGGUGAGGUUUUGGGAAUGGGUCGUGAGAUUGGAAGAAAAUUAGAGCAAUCGAGCAAACUUGAUACGACAGCGCAGGAUGUUGUGGCGGACAAAGAGCAAAUCGCUCGUGUGGUCCAAGACGGUCUCGACGAACUGAAGGAUCACCUGGAACAUAUAAUGCGAGAAAACCGUCGACAAUCGGAUUCUUCAAUGGUAACGCGAAACGCUGUUGACUACCAAGAAAUUUACAACGCCAUGCGAGCUGCCAUGAAUGAAAACCCACGAGAGUCGCGACCUCCGGAUUUUGGCAAGGAUGAAAUAAUCGAGGCCGUUCGAGAAGCCUGGGAAAAUUAUAAGCCAGAUAUUGAACUACAGCAUUUUGGACUUGAACGAGACGAACUACUGGCAUGUUUGAAGGAAGGAAUGCAGGAAUACGCUACCCAGGAUACCUCCCGUGAGAUCCCAGGUGCUACGCGAGAAGAAGUGUUCACCGCUGUCGUUGAAGGCCUAAAGCAUUUCUCACCUCCGCGGGUCGAAACAGAAGCAAGCUUAUCCCGCGAGGAAAUCCUUGAUGCUGUUAGGGAGUGCCUUGAAGAAUUCGAAUUUCCGGCUGCACCUGCACCAGCGCCAAGAGAUCUUGAAAGCACACGGGAAGACAUGCUGGACGCUGUCAAGGAAGGCCUUCAAACUUUCGAUUUCACGACAACUACAGGCGUACUCGGACGUGAUGUUACUGAUGGACUCACCCGCGAGGACAUGAUAGAAGCUGUUAAAGAAGGUCUGCACACUUUUGACUUUUCCUCAACCACCACGACAGUGGUCCAGAAUCCUCCACCAGGUGUGAGUCGAGAAGACAUCUUGGAUGCUGCCACGGAGGCUCUUCAUACCUUCGACUUCCCCGCCAGCGCCGCUGCAUCUCGUGACAUUGAUGCAGGAGUUACUAGAGACGAAGUUUUGGAUGCUGUGAAGGAAGGAUUGCAUAGUUUUGAUUUUGCACAAAAUACACCGAGCCGUGACGACAUCUUAGACGCCGUGCGAGAAGGUCUUGAUACUUUCGAGUUCCCUGCCAAGACAUCCACCCGCGAAGAUGUUUUAGAUGCUGUCAAAGAAGGCCUCUUGAUCUUCGACUUCCCAACCAAUGAAUCUAACAUCGGCCGACAAGAAAUUCUUGACGCUAUCAAGGAAGGCCUUAACACUUCUGACUUCGGAACUAACUCGAUGGCACUGAGUCGAAACGUCGUCACCGAGUCUUUGAACCGCGAAGAUGUGUACGAUGCAGUCAAAGCUGGUCUGCGAGAAGUGCCACUCAACAUCGAUCCAUUUGGAACGCAGGUAUUGGAACGCUUACAAGAAGUCCUGGAGUCUAUGCAGACCGAAUUCAAAGCAGUUUCUGACGAAGCGAAGCAAAAUGUGUCGGCCCACGGCCGUGACACAGAACAAGUCCUUGAUGCAACCAAAGACGGAUUUGAGAAACUACGAACCGAUAUUGAGUCGUAUGUAGACCGAGGCGCUGACGUAACAGGCAAAGAGGAGAUUUUGGACAGUAUCAGUGAAAAUUUUAACUCUCUUCGCACCGACUUUCAAGCACUGCUGGUACAGAAGUCCGACACAUCCAUGGAAGCUAUUCAAGGCGAACUGGAGCACCUUCGUGAGACGAUGGCUUCUUCGUUAGUCCGUGGAGGAAGCAACAUUGAUAGAGACGAAAUUUUAGAUGCUCUCCGCGACGGACUAGAAGGCCUACGAGCAGACAUGGAUAGACCCCGUGACACUAGCAACGAAAGUGUACUUUCUAGCACUAGUGAGAUUCUGGAUGCCCUUCACGAUGGACUCAGCGGCUUGCGUGCAGAAGUCGAAAAGGUCCACAAUAAGCCCGUUGAUAUGACUGUCAAUUACGAGAUCUUGGAUACUCUAAAGGCUGGUCUGGAAGGUGUACGAGGCGAUAUUGAUCGACUUCGCGAAAGUGGAUUCGGUGAUAAUGCCGUAGCUGAAGUAAACAAUCACGCUCUCAUCGCCUCAGAGGGAGGACUUAAGCGAGAUGACAUUGAAAACUUAGAGGUGCUGAUCACGCAGCUGCGAAUCAAGGUCGAAGCUCUGGAGUCAAUGCCGCCCGCCCCUGCUGAACCCGCCGCAGGCUCGCUCUCUAAAGAGGAUCUUACCAACCUAGAAGAAAAGUUGGCCGGUCUACAGGAGUCAGUCUUAGAAUUGAUGAACCGCGAGCCAAUGCAAGACGAGACGACCAUGAAGCGAGACGAUAUGGAAGCAAUCGAAACUCUUCUUCGGAAUACCAAAGCCAAAAUUGAUGACAUAGAUCCUGAGCAAACGGUCAAAAAGGAACAUCUUGACGCGGUUGAGGUACUUCUUUUCGAGACCAAAGAAAGCAUUGGCGAGUUGAAGAUUCACUUAGAAGAUGUCACCAAGCAGGAUGAUAUCAGCAUGGUGGAGGGCUUGCUGCGCGGUGUUGUUGAAGGACUCGAUGAAAUGAAAGAAAAACUGGCUGCCGAUGUAGAUGAUUUAGAAAAGAUCACCAAAACGGAUAUAGACGCUGUCGAAGCAGUCUGUCUCGAUGUUAAGGCUGCAAUCGAAGAAAGACUUCUGCCUGAUGUAGGCGAUCUCGCAUCCAAAGGCGAUCUAAAACUUCUUGGGGAUAUGAUUAAGGAGUUCAACGGUCGCAUAGAAACUCACGCAGACUCGAACGCAAAGUCAUUCGAGGAAAGACAGGCGGAGACCGUUGGAGUUGGAGAGCGUGUCUCGGAAGUCAAAGCCUUCUUGGAAGAAUUCAGAGAAGCUAUCAAAGAAAAGAUGGAUGAGGAUGCGAAUAGUGUCGAGACACUAGGAAAGUUCCUCGAAAGUCUUGGAGAAACAAUAGGUCAAAACGCAAAUGUCACUGAAGAUGUGAAGGAUCUCUGCGAAAUGGUCAAGACUGAGUUCGAGAAAUCUAAUGCCGGCGUUGUUGGCUCCAAACUUGAAGCGGAUGAAAAGUUUCAGUUGACUUGGGAUAAAUUCGACACCAAGCUGGAAGAAAAGUUUACCGAAUUGAUCGCCAAAUACGAAAACGCAGAGCUUGCGGCAGACGCUAAAGCAAAGGCGGGUGAUGAGAAGAACGCUGAAAUCCAGGCUGCCAUGCUUGGUACCAAGGCAGUUGCAGAUGAUCUCAAGCUGUUAGUUGACACUUUGGGCGUUACUUUGACAGACUCCGUUGAGAAAAUGGAUGAAGCUUCCAAGACCGUAUUCGGGAGAGUCGAGGAUACGUUCACAAGGAUCGAAGAGACACACGCAGACGCUAAGGCUGAGCAUCAACUCACCAGAGAGCAGGUGUUCAAGUCGAUCGGUGCCAUUGAAGGUGUUCAAGGCCAUGUCACAGAAUACCACCCGAAGAUUCUCGAUUCCAUCAAAGAUGUUCUCCUCAUUGUCGGUGAACAUUAUGAACAUUCCAAGACAUCUGCGUCGACCCUUCAGGAGAAGAUUGCAGAAAUCCCUCCACCGCCUCCUCCCUUCGAAAUGCCACUUUUACCGCCGCCUGUCGAAAAGUAUGACGAUACACCAGUACACGAGAAACUUGACAAACUGGUUGAUCAUAUGCAUGUCGCUGGGAAAUCAUUUGCUCAAUUGGAGAUGCUCGACAAGAUCCACCAGCAAGUCAUGCAAACAGCUGCCGAAGUUUCUGAGUUUGUUUCGGUUCAGACUCAACGUAUCGCCAAUGAUCACGAAGAUAAGGAGAAGGCCGUCGAGGCUGCAACCAUUGCUCUUGAAAAACAGCUUGCGCAAAAGGAGCAGGUCGAGGCUUCCGUCGUUGACCUCCGCGAAGAACAGAAACAAUUGAAAGAAACCGUCGGUAUUCUCAAGACAGAACAAAGCAAUCUGGCUCACGAGAAGAUGCGAUUGUCUGCGGACGUGUCUAGCCUUGAGACAGCUUUAAAAAUUCGGCGCGAGGAACUUCACGCCAUGGAGGCACGCGCAGAGGCUCUGGAACGCCGCAUCUUGGAGGGUGUAAUUGACCAUUCUCGUGCUCUCUUGCUCACAAAAAGUAAUAAGGGUAGAGAUUCGAUGAGUCGGAAGCGCGUGCCCAGCCACGCUACUUCAACGACUGGAUCAAUGGCAUCCACUGGAACUCGCGCUAGUUCCAGGUCCUCGUACGCGAGUAACACAACUCAGAGCGCUCUAAGCAUGGCCAUGCAGGGAAACCGUGCUCUGGCAACUGUACCGAUCAAAAACCCAGCUGGUGGUGCUCGUCGUAUACUUUCUCUCAAUCAAAUGUCGCACAACGUUCCAACCGGUGGCAUCCAGCGAAGCCAUAGCGUGAAACAGCCAGGAGGCUCCGGAGCUCUACGAAAAUCAAGUUGGGGUGGCACUCUCAGUCAGAAGUAUGGAGAUCUCAACAAAGAGAAUUUGGCUUUGAAAGAGAGCGAGGAGGACGAUGUCAGCGAAAGCGAGCACCAAAGUGAUGUUGAAUGCGAUCGGAGGACUAGUCAAGGCACAACAAUCUUGACAAGCACAGGUACCGGAAUCAGCGAAAGUGUCAUCGAUGAAGGAACAGAAUGGACAGGUAGCAUAGAUGGUGAUACGGAGAGCCAUGUCACAGAUGAGACGGCUUCAGAAGACCCCGCUCAAGUGAUAUUAUAUGAUGAAGCUGCUGUCGUUGCUUGA